Triticum turgidum subsp. durum (durum wheat) is the source of this 387-nucleotide messenger RNA. The record is from the annotation of a GenBank genome assembly. NCBI's taxonomy places the organism in Eukaryota, Viridiplantae, Streptophyta, Magnoliopsida, Poales, Poaceae.
AUGGACAUGGAGGACAGUUCACUGGGGCUCGCUGGUGUCGACGAUUCCACUUCCAGUCUGCAUCUCUGGUCAAGGACGGUGAAGGGAGCUGCAAAAUGGGUACAAAGCAUGGUCAUUGACCUGGAGAAAGCCAUGCCCAUGGCCAAUCCCCGCGAAGGUGAUGGGGCAUAUGUGGUUGGUUUCACAGAGGGUGUCGGUGUCAUCUUCGUUAGAACAGAUGCUGGCUUAUUCACGCUCGAGCUCAAGUCCGGGCUGGUGAAGAAGGUUGAUGAAUUUGGGGUCUACUUUUCCGUUUUACCCUACAUGAGCUUCUACACUCCUGGUACGGUACCACCCGUUGAUUCUGUUGCCCUUUAUUUUACAGCUUCCAUAUGUUUGCUUACAUAG